Molecule: messenger RNA, 296 nt
Organism: Staurois parvus
Lineage: Eukaryota; Metazoa; Chordata; Amphibia; Anura; Ranidae
Source: the annotation of a GenBank genome assembly
UUCCCUGGACCGUGAUGUGUGGGCGGGAUGACAUGCCCUGUCAUCUGGCCACACCCCCGGGAUCACUCAACAGUUCCGCCUCCUCACCGGUGAUUGGCUGUCGGAACUGUAGCUCAGGAGAGGCACACAGGCGGCCAUUCACCAGCGAGGAGGUGGAGCUUGGAGAGGAGGAGCCAAGUGGCAGCGUGAACAUCAAAGAAGAUUGAGUGAGGGAGUGGCCGGAGAAGGAAGACAACUGACCGGUAAGUGAGGGAGCGAGCCCAGACUGGAGCAAGGUUCAGCAAGGUAAGUAUCAU